This is a messenger RNA of Gongylonema pulchrum, 309 nucleotides long. The record is from the annotation of a GenBank genome assembly. Lineage: Eukaryota; Metazoa; Nematoda; Chromadorea; Rhabditida; Gongylonematidae.
AUGUACCCACGUUUGUCCAUUUGGUCCGAUUCAAACAUCGCUGCAACGGCGUCAUCUAUCGAGCAACCAGUGCAAGCCAAGGAGGGGACAAGAAGUAGAAGGAAACGUGAGACACCAGCAAACCGAGUCGCAGAUGAGCUGGAACACCACGAAGAACAACAAGUCAGCCAAGUACUCAACAACUAUUUCCAUUUUCCUGCUCCAGCUGGCACCGUUUGGUUCCAGCAAGGUCGUAUGAGCGGAGGUCAGCACAUUGCUCAGAUUUUUGUAUUAGCCACUUCUACACCGAAAAUUCUUUGCCUAACUUAG